Molecule: messenger RNA, 2914 nt
Organism: Erythranthe guttata (spotted monkey flower)
Lineage: Eukaryota; Viridiplantae; Streptophyta; Magnoliopsida; Lamiales; Phrymaceae
Product: putative disease resistance RPP8-like protein 4
Biological process (GO): defense response to other organism
Molecular function (GO): ADP binding
Source: RefSeq, a predicted model, not a curated record
CUCUCUCUCUCACACAGAGAGAGAAAGAAAUGGGUUCUUCUGCUGCUAUACUUUCCCUUCUGCAGACACUGAAUCUCAUUUCCGAAUCCGAUAGUUUUCUUUCCCAUUCAGACAAGCUAUCUAUCCUUGUUGAAAUGGAUUCAGUUGAUGAAACAAUGGCGGAGAUUCCUGGCAGCAAGAAAGUUGAUGCGGCAGCUUAUGAAAGACGAGUCAUAGAUUCUCUCCUAAUAUUCCUACAUCUUAUCGACUCCCACUUGUCUGAUCCAGAUCAUGAUGACGACAUCGGUUUCACUUUGUCUCUCUCCCAACAACUGGAAAUAGUCCAAGAAGAAAUUACUUCGUUUUUCAUAGCAACUGACGAAGAAGAACAGAUCUGCAGCAGCAGCAGCAGGUAUUCUAAUUUUGCUUCUUCAUAUUAUAAUACUGAGAAUCAACAACAGAAUCUCCUGGUGGGAUUGGAUGACCAAAUUAGAGAACUUAAACAAUGGAUUUUCGAUCCCGAUUCCCAUUACUUAGUUCAAUCAGUUAUGGGCAUGACCGGAAUCGGCAAGACUAGCCUUGUUAAACAAGUUUACAACGAUCCACUUGUUAUACAAGAGUUCGAAACUCGUUUAUUUCUGCACAUCGGCCCAGACUACACUCGAUUGGAAGAUAUUAUGCUGCGUGUUCUCGAUGAACUUGGUGUCGUCAUCCCUUCUGAUAAACUAGACGACUCGGAUUAUUUGGAGAAGCAAUUGUCGGAGGCUUUAUCUACUCAAAAGUAUCUAGUUGUCUUAGACGAUGUAUGGGAUGGCGACGCUUAUCAAAUCCUUAGUAAUUUUCCAGAAAACAGAAAAGGAAGUCGGAUCAUCAUCAUAUCUCAGAUCCAAAGAUUGUAUGAAUUAAUUUUUCCGCACAAGCUUAUUAUAUUACCAUUUCUCAACGACGACGACAGUUGGAAAUUACUUCAUCAGACCGCAUUUACUAAUAGAGAGGAGAAGUGCAGUCGAGAACUUGAGAAAAUUGGGAAGAAGAUUGCCAAAAACUGUGAAGGACUCCCAGCAGCAAUUAUACAGGUUGGAGAGAAUCUACGUGGAAAAUCUUUUGAAGAAUGGAAGACAUUAUCAGAACAAGAAGAUCCACUCGUCAUCACAAGAUAUGACGAUACGCCACUCUCAAAGGCACUAUUUUUUAGUUACAUGAUGUUGCCUCAGUAUCUAAAGUCAUUCUUUCUGUAUAUGGGUGUGUUCCCAAAAGAUUAUGGGAUUUCUCGAUCAAAGCUCAUCAAAUUAUGGGUCUCUGAGGGCUUUUUGGAGACAGAACCGGGGAAUGAAGAAACUUUCGGAUACACCUUGGAUCUACUUAUUCUGCGAAGUGUUGUUUUGAGAGGAAAGCACACCUCUGUAGAUAUGUAUAGUUUUAAGGAUUGUAGACUGCAUUUCACCUUUCGAAGUCUAUGUGUUAGUGAAGCUAAGAGUGAAAAGUUUUUCCAUAUCCUGAAAAAAUACACCGAUUGUACUCCGGAGAACAUCAUAAUGCAACAGCGUUUGUGCGUCCACAAUAAUGUUGUUCUUGCUUUAACACAAGUUCAUGAAUGGAUGGAGUCUGUUCCGAAUGCACGAUCUCUUCUGUGUUUCGGUCCAAAACAACAAUAUCCAGUAUUGUUGCCCUUUUGUUUUAGAUUGCUCAAGGUACUAGAUGCACUUGCGAUCCGCUUCUACGAGUUCCCACAUCAACUACUUGCAUUACUUCACUUGACGCACCUUUCCAUCACGUGUGACAGAGAGCUCCCCAACUCCAUAUCCACACUUUCGAACCUCGAGGUAUUGAUUUUCACUCGGCAUCAUAACAUCAAAUUGUCGAAUAAUGGUCCAAUUUAUCUGCCUAUAGACAUCUGGAACAUGUAUAAACUAAAGCAACUUUACUGCAAGGGCUUCGACCUCCCACCUCCUCCGGAUAAUUGUCAUCUUGAGAAUCUCUUAACAGUUUCAGGUGUGAGUGUUCACAGUUGUACCAUGGAAGUGCUUUCAAGAAUCCCCAAGCUAACGAGAAUAGCCGUUCAAAUUGAGUCAGCACACGACUCAACCGAAACCUUCAAUUUUUUCGACCAUGUUGCGUCUCUCUAUGAGAAAUUUCAGUCAUUCAAAUGUGUCGUUGUAAAUCCUAAUCUGAGCUCUCAAAUUGUUCGUUCAGUUCCGAACUUUCCUAUGAACAUUAGGAAGAUAAGCCUGAGUGGAUGUGGGUUUCCUUGGGAGAAUAUGGAAGUAAUUGCUUCAUUACCGAAUCUUAUAGUGCUCAAACUGCGAUGGUAUGCCUUUUGCGGCCCUCUGUGGAAAACCAGCAAAGGACAGUUCCCCAGUCUGGAGUUCUUGCUGCUGGAAGAUUUGGAUAUAGUGAACUUGGAAUUUGACAUUCAAUCCUUAAGGUGGGUUAUUGUUAGGCAUUGCUAUAAAUUGGAAAACAUCUCGAAUCAAUUGAAGUACACCAAACUAUUAGAGAUGGAUGAUUGCAGCCCAUCCUUUAUGAAGAAAGUGCGCGAGUGCCAAUCCUUUUCCGGUGCAGAAGUUAAAAUAAGUUCUUCAAUUACUGAUCUAUAAAGGAUAAUAAUAAAUUCCGAAUGGCUAAUCGUGUGUUGCUCGGCGAUUGAAAUGUCUCAAGUAUUCAAAUGAAGAUGAAGAUUCCUAUUCGGCAAGUGUGGCAAAAUUUCAAAGCUUUCAUAAAACUGUUUAUGAUUUGAUAUUUUCCUGUUUUUGUAAACUUUUUUUUUUUGGCGAUCAUUGAAACAUAUGUUUUUGGAUAUUUUCUUGAUUUAUUCGUGAGGCCAUUCUUGUAACGUAAAAGGUAAUUAAUUUUACAUAAUUUUUACUUUUGCAAUGGCUGGAAAUAAAAAAAGUUUGAUGGAUUCGAUUCUGUCAAAUGAUUGUUGAAUGUGAAA